Molecule: messenger RNA, 3157 nt
Organism: Mus musculus (house mouse)
Lineage: Eukaryota; Metazoa; Chordata; Mammalia; Rodentia; Muridae
Gene: Comt
Product: catechol-O-methyltransferase
Exons: 5
Coding region: 2328-2849 (173 amino acids)
Biological process (GO): catecholamine catabolic process; catecholamine metabolic process
Cellular component (GO): plasma membrane; endoplasmic reticulum; cytoplasm
Molecular function (GO): magnesium ion binding; catechol O-methyltransferase activity; O-methyltransferase activity
Source: RefSeq, a predicted model, not a curated record
CCUAGCAGCUUGAAGGGCCCUAGACUUGUGAGCUCAGUGAAGCUCCUGUCUACAGAUUUCAACAUACUCUUUGGCUUUUAUUUAUUUUAUGUGCCUGAGUGUUCAUUUGCACUUAUGUCUGCACUGUGGGCACACAGUGCCAGAGGGCAGUGCCAGAGGGCUGUGCCAGAGGGCAGUGCCAGAGGGCAGAUGAGGGCACGGGGUCCCCCUCGGAAUGGAGUCAUCAUGUGGGUGCUGGGAACUGAACUUGGAGCCUCUGGAAGAGCAGUGAGUGCGGAGUCGCUCUUGUCCCUCCUUUACAGACAUUUUACUGUUAUUAUGUAGGGUGACGGUACCAAUGACACAGAGUGACGGUACCAAUGGCACAGGUACUUUGACUGACUUGGGUUUUUUUUUUUUUUAUUCCGAACCCCCCGAUUGUUUUUUUUUUUUUAACCUCCACAUAAAUCACUAAAACUACCUCCACCUAAUAUACAGCACUAGGAGACCCUGAAGAGCCAGAGACCUGGGAGUUAGCAAAGCUACUGAAAGAGCACCCGUCAAUCCCUGAGGUCUGUCCCCUAGGUUCCCACCUCACAUGUAGUGACUGCUUCCUGGUACUCUCCCAGGUUAGCUUCUGCCACUGAGCCACAAGGCCUCUGCCAACUUCCACUUGCAGUCGGUCUACCUGCCUUGGCCCUGUAGACCAAGGGCCAGCCAUUGUACCUUUCAUAGCACUGCCUCUGUGAAGAACCCUGGCCUGCCCUUGCUCCUCUCCCUCUAUGCUCGCUCCCUGUGGACAGAAUUGAGUUCUGUCACUCACAUUCAGGGGGCAGUAUUAAGGGUGGUCACCAUGAAAAGACAUAAUGGAGACCACUCAUGAAACUGAUCAUACCACUGGGAAACUCUGGGGGAACUUGGCCUAUUGGGGGUAGUGGACCCAUGUUGAGAGGUACCCAGUUUCCCCCUUUGAAAUUAAUUACUAUCCUGAUUUCAGCAAUAACGCUUCCUGGUGCAAACAAGUUGUUUCUUCCCCUUCUCAAGAGCCCUGACAAGCACUGGGGCUUGGUUCCACAAACUUUCUAGUGUCUUCUCACUCCCCAAACACUAGGCAGGUCAUGAAGGUGCAUUUGGAAGCUGAGGAAGGAAGGGCCAACACCUCAAGGCUAACUCUAGCUGCACUGCCAACUGACCAUCACUCAAAAAAUCAAAAUCAAGCCCAAAACAACAAACCAAGGUAGUUCAUGACUGUAACCCCAGAAGGCCACGGUCGGUGGCAACUACCUAAGCAGUCUGUGGCCAGCUUGGCUACAUGGGGGUGGGAUUACGGACAAAAACAAAAAGAAAAAACUAGAACAAUAAAAAGAGUUGCUGCACCUAGGAAGUUGUGUGCCAAUGGGGUACCUGUGACCAUCAGAGCCCUUGACAUCAUCCCAUCACAGCCCUGACAUCAGGGCUACGAUUAAUAUUGGGGACACAAAUCCCAGAAGACUGGGCUUGCUGCCACCACAGGAGGGCCUCAGGCAAGGCACCGCCAACGUUUUAGACACCUGGGGAAAAAGCAGCCCUGCUAGAAGCAGGUCCCCUCCUAAUCAGAACCCUGGCCUGUGUGGGCACGCCCACGCGGACACGUUCCAGGACAGCCCCGCCACCGCGACCCCCUGUGGACACUCGCACAGGCACCCUCUCCGCGUGCACCGCCCACGACCCCACCCUACCUCCCGCUGCACUCGCCGCGCCCCUUGUCCCGCGUGUCAGAGCCCGUGUCCGCGGCCGGAAGCGCCUGCUGGGUCCACGCAGCGCCGCCACCAUCGCCGCCACCAUCGCCGCCAUGGUCCGGGGACCUCAGGCGGUCAGGGCUGCCCUUCGCACUGCCUGAGCGUCCGCGCCUCGGGGUCAGACCUGUGCGCGGCCUUGACGAGAUGCUGUUGGCUGCUGUCUCAUUGGGUCUCCUGUUGCUGGCCUUCCUCCUGCUCCUGCGACACCUAGGCUGGGGCUUGGUGGCUAUUGGUUGGUUUGAGUUCGUGCAGCAGCCGGUCCACAACCUGCUCAUGGGUGGCACAAAGGAGCAGCGCAUCCUGCGCCAUGUGCAGCAACACGCAAAGCCUGGAGACCCCCAGAGCGUCCUGGAGGCCAUUGAUACCUACUGCUCAGAGAAGGAGUGGGCCAUGAACGUGGGUGACGCAAAAGGUACAUGGCCCAGCAGCAUGCAAGUGACGGGGAAACUGAAGUGGGUAUGGCAGCGCUUAUAGGAGAGCCUGUUAGAGGGAGAGCGAAUCAUGGGUCAUGCUUCUGUCUAGCCCCUGUGGAGACCGAAUCAUUUACACUGGAAAAGGCCAGGCCAAAUCAUGGAUGCAGUGAUUCGGGAGUACAGGCCCUCGCUGGUGCUGGAGCUAGGAGCUUAUUGUGGCUACUCAGCCGUGCGAAUGGCCCGCCUGCUGCCACCUGGAGCCAGGCUUCUCACCAUGGAGAUUAACCCUGACUACGCUGCCAUCACCCAGCAAAUGCUGGACUUCGCAGGCCUACAGGACAAAGUUUCCAUCCUCAUCGGGGCAUCCCAGGACCUUAUCCCCCAGCUGAAGAAGAAGUACGAUGUGGACACAUUAGACAUGGUCUUUCUUGACCACUGGAAAGACCGCUACCUUCCAGACACACUUCUCCUGGAGGAAUGUGGCCUGCUGCGCAAGGGGACGGUGCUCCUAGCUGACAAUGUCAUUGUCCCGGGAACCCCUGACUUCCUGGCGUAUGUGAGGGGGAGCAGCAGCUUCGAGUGCACACACUACAGCUCAUACCUGGAGUACAUGAAAGUGGUGGACGGCUUGGAGAAGGCAGUCUACCAGGGUCCAGGCAGCAGCCCCGUGAAGUCCUGACCACUCAGCCUGAUGAGCUUCCGUCCCAGCUCCCUUCUGCACGAUGACACACACUCACUCUGACCCCCUCUAUGCUUCUGGGGCCUUUCCUCAGGGCCUGUGGCUCCAGAUUGUCAUACACUGGCACAUUAAAGGUAGUGAGCUCACCAUGCAAACCACUACAAUACCCCUGGAAAACACCUGUGCAUCAAAGGCUGCAUUGAGGCCAGAGAUGCAGUAGAUCACAGUGCGUGCCUGGCACGCAAAACCCCUCACGGUGAAUCCUCUGCACCCAAGAACAAAAAGGGAGAUUUAAAAAAAAAAAAAAA